AUGAAUAUCGCCCCGGUAACGUCGAAAGCGUUUAGCGCUAUGCAAAAUCUAGAUAUAGCGCAACUGGCUACUUGCAGUCAGCAAGAAAUACGCCCAUUGUUACCCUGCCUGGUGCGGAUGAGCUUGUUGUCACCACUGGACAACACCAAAAGCUGGGCUGAGGCACGCAAGCAAAUUUUGUCGUUGUUAGUAGGAAUCGAAGUGGUAAAUAAUAUCGUAUCGCUGCUACAGGUCAAUUAUCAUGAAUUAGAAAUUGAUGUAAAAAAGGAGCAACAAAUCAGACAAAAAAUUGGAUACACGACGCAAGAUUCGGCACAAUUUCAUAGCCUCCCAAACGGUAUUGUGAUGGGAUUCGAACGGGCUGACGGCACGAACAAAGUUCGUGUAGUCCUGUCUGAACUGUUCUACCUGCAGGCACAAAUCAACGAGAUAGUCACGCAAGCUGCUAUUCAAAAAUCAUCCUCAAAUGAGUUGACGAUUCGUCCCUCUGAGCUGUUUGACAAUGAGAUUUAUCUCGAGGAAAUAGCUGAUAUCAUCUGCAUAGCGCUUGCUGAGCUUCCAUCCCUGUUGAAUCUGCAGGAAGUGAUCGAAACACUUUUGUAUGUACGUAAUGGCUCAAAAAUCGUGUGCUGGAUCGUUGCUAACAUGCCAGAUUGCUUCCGUGAAGUGGUAACUGCGCUAAUAACGAACAGCGAUGAAGAUUCAACCGACGGUCGAGUCAAAUUGGCGGCGUUGUACGAGCUAAGCGAAAUGAAUCCCAGCCAGGCGCUCUCGAUGCGCACUAUCUGUGUGGAAACCGUAAAAAUGCCCUCUUUAAUGAUCAAGCUGAGCCUCAAAGAUCCGCAGAACCUAGUUGCGUUCGUGUCCGGGUUGCUGUUGGGAAACGAUCAGAACAUUCGAUCAAGCUUCGCGCUCUACAUCCGCACUAGUCAGAAACGCAAAGGAGAUGUGCUACAUCAGCUACGGGAGGAGCUGUUGAAACAGUUGCAAAACAUUAUCCUGCAGUCCAUAAACGGCUCUCUACCCGAGGAGCUUGUCGUGCAAGCUGCGGCCAUCGUGCGACUGUAUUGUGCGCUGCGUGGCAUUUCCGGAAUUAAAUUUUUCGAUGAAGAAAUUCAGCUGCUGAUGCAAUUGAUCACAUGUAAACCUCCACCAACACCGGCGGGGAUUCGGUUCGUAUCAUUGGGACUUUGUAUGUUUAUCGCGUGUCCCUCGCUCAUAGCCCAUCAAUCUCACGAGGCCAAGAUGAUUGAGUGGAUUCAGUGGUUGAUCAAAGAGGAAGCGUAUUUUGAGAGUGUGAGCGAAGUAUCGGCAUCGUUCGGCGAAAUGCUCCUGUUGAUGGCAAUUCACUUUCACGGAAACCAGCUCACGCACAUCUGCGAGCUAGCAUGCUCGACGUUGGGAAUGAAAUUUUCGCUACGGCCGAACACGAUCACUCGUAUGAAGCUGAUUUUUACGCAAGAAAUCUUUACCGAGCAGGUUGUAGCGGCCCACGCCGUCAAGGUGCCAGUAACGCUGAACCUUAACGCCACCAUUCCUGGCUAUCUGCCGGUGCACUGCAUUCAUCAGCUUUUAAAGUCGCGUGCCUUUUCCAAGCACAAGGUUCCAAUCAAAAGUUGGAUAUAUAGACAAAUUUGCAACUCGGUUACGCCUAUGCAUCCGGUGCUUCCGGCAUUGAUCGAGGUAUACGUUAGCUCAAUUAUCCUGCCUAAUCAGAAGGGUCUGCAGGAACAACACACUCACAAAGCGCUUUCCGAGCAGGAGAUUGCUCAGGUGUUCCAGAAUGCGGCCGGGCUGUGGAACAAGGAUCAGCAGAGCAAAGGAUCUGCACCGAUCAUUGGUGUUGCAGAUCGAAUGAAGAAGGCUGACAAUCUUCAACAGUCCAUGGAAGUGGAUGAUGUGGGGAAUCGCCAAUCAAAUCUUACACCGCAGCUUCUCCUCCUCUACUACCUGUUGCUCUAUGAGGAUGUGCGAUUAAGCAGCAUGCCGCAAAUCAUUGCUAGCGGUCGGCAGGUAAAGAGCUACAGCAACGAGUUUAUGUCGGAGCUUCCCAUCAAGUACCUGCUGCAACAAGCACAGAAAAACCAGCAAGAGUACAGCGCUCUGUUUAGUCCGCUGUUGCGUUUAUUGGUUACCCAUUUUCCGCACCUUUCGCUGGUGGACGACUGGAUAGACGAGGAGUCCAUUCCGAUCAGUGAUAACCUGACAGGUGGACACAUAAGCGAACACAUGAUCGUCGAGGCGUUCGAAGAAAUCGAACUCAAUCCAGCGCGGGUGAUCAAACUGCUGCGUAAGAUGAUGCGUAAAUCGCCGUUAGACUUGUGGCCAUUGGCACCAACGUUUAUCCGGUAUUUUAAGCAUAUACUCAAUGACAAUAUCCCACUGCUGCUGCAGGAACUAUACCGGCAGGUUUGGAUGCGGCUGAACACAAUCUUUCCUCGGCGGUUGUGGGUUAUGUCGAUCAACGCCUUGAUGCCUGCGGAUGAUGUGACGAAAAAUUUCACUCUUACGCAGGAGAACAUUCUGUUAGAUCCGCUGCAAGUGCUACGGUGCGAUGAUCGUGUCUUCCGGUGUUCCAGCGCCCUCACGGUGGUACUCCGCAUCCUGCAGGCCAUUCUGGCGGCUUCGAGAAGCCAACUGUCUCGCCACAUGCUUGAUAAGCCCUUAAUCGACAUAGGGAAUCAGGUGAAAACUGACAACGAUCGAGAGGAACUUAAGCUGGCGCUGAUCGCAUCGCAAGAGAGCGUCGCUGUGCAAAUAUUGUUGGAGGCGUGCCUUGAAAAAGAAGCAGAUCGAACGAAACCGGGACGCCUUUGGGCGCUAAGAGAGGUUCGCGGGGUAAUUUGCUCAUACAUCCAUCAGGUGUUCAUCGCGGAACCGUCACUGGCGAAGCUGGUCCACUUUCAGGGUUAUCCCCGCGAACUGCUCGCGAUAACGGUGCGUGGUAUUCCGUCGAUGCAUAUUUGCCUGGAUUUCAUACCUGAACUGCUGAGUAUGGCAGAAAUGGAGAAGCAAAUCUUCUCCAUCGAUUUGGCAUCCCAUCUUUCGCUACAAUACGCGCUUCCGAAAUCGUUGAGCAUCGCAAAGCUCUGUAUGAAUACGCUCACGACGUUGCUUGGAGUGCUGUCCGGCGAUACUCGUAUCGAGAUGUUCCGCGCCGUGCUGCCCUGUAUUGUGCGCUUUGCGGAGGCGUUUCCGCCACUGCUGGAUGAGUGCAUACUUUUUCUGCUACAGCUUGGCCGGAUAGUACAAUCGCAAGCAGCUCUCGGUCGUUCUACUUCCCUUCCUUCGUUGUUCGUUGGGCAAGAUUGCAAGCUGCGCUCGCAGAGCCGCCGAUUACAGUACGCUGAAAAGUUAGCUGAUGAGGUACGGGAAACGUUCGGGAAGCUUUUGGAUGUGGCCGUUUUGAGCCCCAAAAUAUAUUCUCAUUCGGAAGUGUAGAACAAGCAGCUAACAUUAAAUCGAAUUGCCAUCGUGGGAGUCGACAACGUUCUUAAUUCGUUUCCAGAAGAUCAUUGUAAUAUAGAGAGACAUCGUAGGAUAUUUCUGACUCGCUUCGAACGAUACUAUGUGUAUAAAGCAAAUAACAAAA
This is a messenger RNA of Anopheles nili, 3592 nucleotides long. It is a transcript of the gene IntS2, whose product is annotated as integrator complex subunit 2. The record is from RefSeq and is a predicted model, not a curated record. The transcript has 3 exons. Gene Ontology annotation, cellular component: integrator complex. Gene Ontology annotation, biological process: snRNA 3'-end processing. The coding region runs from base 1 to 3441 and encodes 1146 amino acids. NCBI's taxonomy places the organism in Eukaryota, Metazoa, Arthropoda, Insecta, Diptera, Culicidae.